AUGGCGACUGCUGAUGGAACAGCAGACCCGGGAUCAACAGCCACGACAGGGACUAGUGGCAUCUUCAAAGGAGGCCCAUCAGAGAUGCCCGGUUCCUCAGGCACUACACAGAGUAUGAAGAAGACCAUCGGUCACCGUGGAGUUGAGACCACAACUGGAGAGACCACCUACAAAAAGACAACCUCUUCUGCUCUUAAAGGUGCCAUUCAGCUGGGCAUCACUCACACGGUGGGCAGCUUGAGUCAAAAAGCUGAGAGAGAUGUGCUCAUGCAGGAUUUUGUGGUUGUUGAAAGUAUCUUUUUCCCCAGUGAAGGCAGUAACUUGACUCCAGCUCAUCACUACAGCGACUUCCGCUUUAAAACCUACGCUCCCAUCGCCUUUCGUUAUUUUCGAGAACUGUUUGGCAUUCGGCCAGAUGACUACCUGUAUUCUCUAUGUAGCGAGCCACUGAUUGAGCUCUCCAACCCUGGAGCCAGCGGGUCGCUCUUCUACGUCUCCGGUGAUGACGAGUUCAUCAUUAAAACUGUUCAGCACAAAGAGGCAGAAUUUCUCCAGAAGCUGCUUCCUGGAUAUUUCAUGAACAUAAACCAAAACAAGCGCACGCUGCUGCCCAAGUUCUAUGGACUUUACUGCGUCCAGGCAGGAGGCAAGAAUAUCCGCAUAGUUGUAAUGAACAAUCUUCUACCCCGUAUUAUCCCCAUGCACCUCAAAUACGACAUGAAAGGAUCCACUUAUAAGAGACGGGCGUCUCCUAAGGAGAGAGAGAAGGCCGUUCCUACAUACAAAGACCUUGACUUUAUCCAGGAUUUGCCUGAUGGCCUGCAGCUUGAAGCAGACAACUACAACGCUCUUAGCAAGACAAUUCAGAGGGACUGCCUGCUAUUGCAAAGUUUCAAGAUCAUGGAUUACAGUCUGCUGAUGGGAAUUCACAACAUGGACCAGGCCAAUCGGGAGCGGGAACGAGUCGGGGGCUAUUCCGGGGACAGCGGGGGGUCAGAGGGAGCAGUGACGCCGGAUCAGCGGCGGCCUCAAGCUCAGAAAAGUCUUUACUGUACGGCCAUGGAGUCUAUCCAGGGAGAGGCUCGUGGAAAGGGCGUUUUGGAUUCCGAAGACCACAUGGGAGGCAUUCCAGCUCGUAAUGCAAAAGGAGAGCGGUUACUCAUCUACAUCGGCAUCAUAGACAUCCUCCAGUCCUACAGAUUUGUUAAAAGGUUGGAGCACUCCUGGAAAGCACUUGUUCAUGAUGGGGACACGGUUUCAGUUCACAGACCAGGCUUCUACGCAGAGCGCUUCCAGCAGUUCAUGUGUAACACGGUGUUCAGAAAGAUUCCAUUAAAGCCUUCCCCAUCGAAGAAGAGCCGUGGCGGAGGUCAAGGGGGGCUGAGGAGGGCUCCCACUCUGGGAGCACCCACCCCACUCUCCCACGCAUCAGGGCAGUCAAUGAUGGACCCCAGACUGGUUUAUCACCCCCAUUUUAAAAGCACAGAGUCAGAAACUGACAGUGUUCAGCCAGGCAGACCAGAUCUGGUUCCUAGGACCCCACCACUGCACGACAACCCCGCUGACUGCGAGGCCAACCUGUCCACCUCAUCUGUAGGCAGCCUAGAACUUGCUUCCUCUCCUCCUCUAAGGUCUGUUGGGGUUGAGGUGCACAAAUCAGCUCAUACAGACUACGACCAGGGUGCUUUUCACAGCUUUGAAGUUGAGGGCAGUGGCGAUCAUUCAGGCCACCUCUCUGGAAGUGAAGAUGUAGUUUCGCUAUCAGACAUCAUCCCUGAGACCAACAUCAAUUUUCACAUGGCCGCCAACUCGGUACCCUCCUCGCAGGCACACCUGCUCGCAACUUUUUAA
This is a messenger RNA of Nerophis lumbriciformis (worm pipefish), 1851 nucleotides long. Lineage: Eukaryota; Metazoa; Chordata; Actinopteri; Syngnathiformes; Syngnathidae. The record is from RefSeq and is a predicted model, not a curated record.